Cavia porcellus (domestic guinea pig) is the source of this 4771-nucleotide messenger RNA. RefSeq names its product neuregulin 1 (gene Nrg1). Gene Ontology annotation, biological process: intracellular signal transduction; activation of transmembrane receptor protein tyrosine kinase activity; animal organ development. The transcript has 13 exons. Gene Ontology annotation, molecular function: protein tyrosine kinase activator activity; chemorepellent activity. The coding region runs from base 16 to 2583 and encodes 855 amino acids. Lineage: Eukaryota; Metazoa; Chordata; Mammalia; Rodentia; Caviidae. The record is from RefSeq and is a predicted model, not a curated record.
CGCGCACCUCGCACCAUGAGAUGGCGACGCGCCCCGCGCCGCCUCGGGCGUGCCGGCCCCCGCGCCCCGCGCUCCGGCCCCGCCGCCCGCUCGCCGCCGCUGCUGCUGCCGCUGCUCCUGCUGGGGACCGCGGCCCUGGCGCCGGGGGCGGCGGCUGGCGACGAGGCGGCCCCCGUGGGGGCCUCCGUGUGCUACUCGUCCCCGCCCAGCGUGGGCUCGGUGCAGGAGCUGGCUCAGCGCGCCGCGGUGGUGAUCGAGGGAAAGGUGCACCCGCCGCGGCGGCAGCAGGGGGCACUCGACAGGAAGGCGGCGGCGGCGGCGGCGACAGGGGCGAGGGGCGGCGAGCGAGUGCCGCCCGCCUCGGGCCCCGGGGCGCUGGGGCCGCCCGCCGCCAACGGGACGGCGCUCCCUUGGCCCACGGCCCCCGUGCCCAGCGUCCGCAGGCCGGGGGAGGAGCAGGAGGAGGAGGAGGCGCCCUAUCUGGUGAAGGUGCACCAGGUGUGGGCAGUGAAAACCGGGGGCUUGAAGAAGGACUCGCUGCUCACCGUGCGCCUGGGGACCUGGGGCCACCCCGCUUUCCCCUCCUGCGGGAGGCUCAAGGAGGACAGCAGGUACAUCUUCUUCAUGGAGCCCGAUGCCAACAGCAGCAGCCGCGCUCCGGCCGCUUUCAGAGCAUCUUUCCCUCCUCUUGAGACGGGCCGGAACCUGAAGAAGGAGGUCAGCCGGGUGCUGUGCAAGCGGUGCGCCUUGCCUCCCCGGUUGAAAGAGAUGAAAAGUCAAGAGUCAGCGGCAGGCUCCAAACUAGUGCUUCGGUGUGAAACCAGUUCUGAAUACUCCGCUCUUAAGUUCAAGUGGUUCAAGAAUGGGAAUGAGUUAAACCGAAAAAACAAACCACAAAACAUCAAGAUACAAAAAAAGCCAGGGAAGUCAGAACUCCGCAUCAACAAAGCAUCACUGGCUGAUUCUGGAGAAUAUAUGUGCAAAGUGAUCAGCAAAUUAGGAAAUGACAGUGCUUCUGCCAAUAUCACCAUUGUUGAUGCAAAUGAGGUCAUCACUGGCAUGCCAGCCUCCACUGAACGAGCAUAUGUAUCUUCAGAGUCUCCUAUUAGAAUAUCAGUAUCAACAGAAGGAGCAAAUACUUCUUCAUCUACAUCUACAUCUACCACUGGGACAAGCCAUCUCGUGAAGUGUGCGGAGAAGGAGAAAACAUUCUGUGUGAAUGGUGGCGAGUGUUUCAUGGUGAAAGACCUUUCAAACCCCUCAAGAUACUUGUGCAAGUGCCCAAAUGAGUUUACUGGUGAUCGCUGCCAAAACUACGUAAUGGCCAGCUUCUACAAGCAUCUUGGGAUUGAAUUUAUGGAAGCGGAGGAGCUCUACCAGAAGAGAGUGCUGACCAUAAGUGGCAUCUGCAUCGCUCUGCUGGUGGUCGGCAUUAUGUGUGUGGUGGCCUACUGCAAAACCAAGAAACAGCGGAAAAAGCUUCACGACAGGCUUCGGCAGAGUCUUCGGUCGGAAAGGAACAACAUGGUGAACAUAGCAAACGGGCCACACCAUCCUAACCCACCCCCCGAGAACGUUCAGCUGGUGAACCAAUACGUGUCCAAAAACGUCAUCUCCAGUGAGCAUAUUGUGGAGAGAGAAGCCGAGACAUCUUUUUCUACCAGUCAUUAUACCUCAACCACUCAUCACUCCACCACUGUCACCCAGACUCCUAGUCACAGCUGGAGCAACGGACACACAGAAAGCAUUCUUUCGGAAAGCCACUCUGUCAUUGUGAUGUCAUCAGUAGAAAACAGUAGGCACAGCAGCCCCAGUGGGGGCCCAAGAGGACGCCUUAAUGGCCUGGGAGGCCCUCGCGAAUGUAACAGCUUCCUCAGGCAUGCCAGAGAAACCCCUGACUCCUACCGAGACUCUCCUCAUAGCGAAAGGUAUGUGUCAGCCAUGACCACCCCGGCUCGUAUGUCACCUGUAGAUUUCCACACGCCAAGCUCCCCCAAAUCGCCCCCUUCGGAAAUGUCUCCACCCGCGUCGAGCAUGACGGUGUCCAUGCCCUCCAUGGCGGUCAGCCCCUUUGUGGAAGAAGAGCGACCUCUCCUUCUUGUGACACCACCAAAGCUGCGGGACAAGAAGUACGAUCAUCACCCUCAGCAGUUCAGUAACUUCCAUCACAACCCUGCACAUGAGAGUAACAGCCUCCCCCCUAGCCCCUUGAGGAUAGUGGAGGAUGAGGAGUAUGAGACCACCCAGGAGUACGAACCAGCUCAAGAGCCUGUUAAGAAACUCGCCAAUAGCCGGCGGGCCAAAAGAACCAAGCCCAAUGGCCACAUUGCCAACAGGUUGGAAUUGGACAGCAAUACAAGCUCUGAGAACAGUAACUCAGAGAGUGAAACAGAAGAUGAACGCGUAGGUGAAGAUACACCUUUCCUGGGUGUACAGAACCCCCUGGCAGCCGGCCUGGAGGCAGCACCUGCCUUCCGCCUGUCUGACAGCAGGACUAACCCGGCAGGCCGCUUCUCAACACAGGAAGAAUUGCAGGCCAGGCUGUCUAGUGUAAUUGCUAACCAAGACCCUAUUGCUGUAUAAAACUUAAAUAAACACAUAGAUUCACCUGUAAAACUUUAUUUUAUAUAAUAAAGUAUUCCACCUUAAAUUAAACAAUUUAUUUUAUUUUAGCAGUUCUGCAAAUAGAAAACAGGAAAACUUUUAUAAAUUAAAUAUAUGUAUGUAAAAAUGUGUUAUGUGCCAUAUGUAGCAAUUUUUUACAGUAUUUCAAAAUGAGAAAGAUAUCAAUGGUGCCUUUAUGUUAUGUUAUGUCGAGAGCAAGUUUUGUACAGUUACAGUGAUUGCUUUUCCACAGUAUUUCAGCAAAACCUUCCAUAUAUUCAGUUUUUGCUGGCUUCUCGUGCAUUGCAUUCUGAUGUUGACUGGAUGUAUGAUUUGCAAGACUUGCACCUGUCCUUCUGUUUGCUUGUAGUAACACAUGAUCAGUACGUCUUGUAAUGGCACAUCCAUCCGAAGACUCUUUAUCUUUUGUAUGAAGUUUUAUUUGCUUUCAGAAUAUGAAAUGAUUUCUGUUUACUGUCAGCCAAAGGUUUGCUUCAUUGGGCUCUGAGAUAAUAGUAGACCCAACAGCAUGCUACUAUUAAAUACAGCAGGAAACUGCAUUAAGUAAUGUUAAAUAUUAGGAAGAAAGUAAUACUGUGAUUUAAAAACAUUAUAUUAUUAAUCAGAAGAAAGCUUGCUCUUGCUAAAAGAAGCUACCACUUACUUUAGUUUAAUUUAUUUUUCUUGACAAAAAAGCAACCGUUUUAGGCAUAGCUUUAGAAAAUGGGUUCUGGCCUGCUAUUAGGUUAAAUCUAAAAUCUUAGAAGAGGACUCAGUUUUACUUUCUCUCUUGGGGGAAUGAUCCAGCAACUCAUAUAUUUGAACUACAGACCACAACUGAUGACGGUGCAAUCAUUUCUGACUUGUCUCAUCCACUGAUUCAGGAGCUACUGACUGUUUGUGUCUUCUCAACUCCAAAAGAGGCAGAUCUUGGCACUAAAAGCCGAGUGCAAACAGUUCACUCAGCAGUCUGCCUUAAACCCUUCUGGAGUUCAGUGUGCCUGUUGAACAGAGUGGCGACUUGUCAGCAUUGGAAAUUGGUUUCAUUGUCCAGUGUUUAGAAGGCACAGGUGGAGAGCAGCUGUGUGACUUGGUUGACAUUUUAAAGUUUGGUUGACUGCACCUUUCUCUCCAUUAUGUUUCUUUUGUUUUCAACAUUGCCUUGAUUAGGUCAUAAUUAUGCAUGGACAUCUUUUGUCAGGAAUGGCCAAUGUGCAUGUGAUUUGUUAUUAGCAAGAACCUUCCACAAGUGGCAACUUGCCAGGAAAUGUCAAUAGUGUUGGAAAGAUUGCACCUUUACUUACAGAAGUGACCCCCAUCUGUAGACUGACCUCUCCAUUUACAUAUAGCCUGUAUCACCCAUUUUUCCCUUUCUGAAUUUUUGCUUUAUCAUCACAAAAGCAGGACUAAGAUUGGUCUAAAUUUUGCAUGUUCUCUUGUGAUUGUAAAUCUAAUGAAGGCCUAUAGGUAUUAACAUUUGAAAUAAUUCCUAAUUCAAGGAAAAGAAGAAAAAUUAUGAUGCAGAACCCAUUUGGUGCCUGCCUGAUACCUGUCAAACCAAGGCUAGAGCUUUGCCUAGGUUCCAGGUGGCCUCCAAGGAGCCAUGGGACAAAAAAAGAAAAGAAAAGAAAAAAAAAAAAAAAACUGGAAACAGGCUGGCAGGGAUUUCAUAUAAUUAAAGAGAGUAAUUGCUUCUUCUUUGCAAGUGAACUGAAUGUUUUGCUUCACCAGAUCUUUAUUUUACAAAUCAAAGGGAAGAAAGGACAAGCAAGUAGGUUUGAGAAGAAAAAUGUAAGCUGAGCCUGAGUCAAAGUCUUUACACUCCUACUGUGUUUCCUGUUUUUUACAGUCCACUGAGAGGCUCAUCUGCAGGUCCUUGAUGUUAACUGUUAGCGUUUGGUAUCCCUAGUUUUUCGUCAUUGUUCCCAUGCCACUGUCUCCGUGCUCAACAUUGCUCUGGUUUGCUUCAUAACCUACACAGAGGAGCCCCUGUCGGUUUGUACUGAUUUCCCAACUGUGUAGAAAUGAGGCCGUCAUGGCGCGGGGAAGAAGACCAUCAGAUUGAAGAGGCUCUCUAAAUUAUUUUGACCUUGCCAUUGAAGGCCUUGACUCUUGAUUUUUCAAUAUUUCAAUAAAGAAAAUCCUGUCAUUGUUUUAAAACCCUAAA